AUGAGUGAUGCUCUGUGUGGUCCCUCGAAUGCGCUGCAGAACUUCCAAAAGCAUGCGUCUGUUGAUCGUACCCUCCAGCAAGAUAGAAUUAUUUCUCGACAAUCGCCUUCUCAAGGGUUUCGAUCUCAAAAUUCAAGCCAUGGGGUUCUCGAUCCCGAAUUUGCUGCAUUCGAGUCCGGUCUAGCAGGAGCGCCCCUUCCCGAUGUACAGCAUGCCGGCCCUUUCGUUCCUCCCUCUCAUCAGUUUCCCGCAUCAGGCCCGGCCGAAUCGUCAAACUGGGCGGCAGACUUCCAGAAUAUGCAUAUAUCGGGACCUUCGCAUUCUCUCCAUCAAACAUCAGGACCAUCUGUAGCGCCGAUGGCAGCCAUGUCACAACAGGGUUGGCAGAAUGAGUUCGCUCAGCAGCAACGACCCUCUUUCCAGCAGCAUCAGCCACAUGUCCAAGGGCUUCAGCCAACCUUUGCACCUCGCUUCCCUAUGACUGGUACUGCUUUCCCCCCUGCGCAAGCCACCGCAGCAAACCAGCAACCGAUGGCCGACACAUUUGAUGAAUCGGCGUUUGAAGCUGCAUUUGAGCAGGCGCGGGCAGACAUGAUGUCGCAGGAAACCGAAACUACACCUGUACACGCCGAAGAGGUCGUGGAAGAGACGAAUCAUGUUACGGCUGAAAGCACGGAAGAGAAGAUCAAGAUUGGAUCGGAUACCAUUCCCCAGACAGAGAAGAAUGAUCAACAGGCACGGGUGAAUGAUGCGGACGAGCUCGCCCGAACUGCGGGGCAGCUUUUAGACAGUGUCAAACAUGAUCAAAGCCAGAAGUUCAGAGAAAGCAACUUCCUUGCCUUGAUGCGCCGCAUUCGCGACCGUGAGGUUCAGAUCGAGGGGGAUGAAUUUCGCGAAGUCAGUACCAGCAGUCCGUGA
Aspergillus tubingensis is the source of this 918-nucleotide messenger RNA. RefSeq names its product protein pex20 (gene pex20). Lineage: Eukaryota; Fungi; Ascomycota; Eurotiomycetes; Eurotiales; Aspergillaceae. The record is from RefSeq and is a predicted model, not a curated record. The transcript has 2 exons. The coding region runs from base 1 to 918 and encodes 305 amino acids.